This is a messenger RNA of Limulus polyphemus (Atlantic horseshoe crab), 3659 nucleotides long. Its product is annotated as serine/threonine-protein kinase PAK mbt-like. The transcript is spliced from 12 exons. Gene Ontology annotation, cellular component: cytoplasm. Gene Ontology annotation, biological process: regulation of MAPK cascade; protein phosphorylation; intracellular signal transduction. NCBI's taxonomy places the organism in Eukaryota, Metazoa, Arthropoda, Merostomata, Xiphosura, Limulidae. Bases 162 to 2177 code for a protein of 671 amino acids. The record is from RefSeq and is a predicted model, not a curated record. Gene Ontology annotation, molecular function: ATP binding; protein serine/threonine kinase activity.
GCUCACAAGAUGGCGCUCCUUAAGAUGUAUACUUGACGGAAAGAAAGUGUUAUAAUAUAAUUAACAUUAGUAGAGGUCCUAUGUUGUACAUUGUGGUGUUAGUAACAUAAUAUUUACCAGUAAUACCAGAACAUAGGCGACUGCUUCGAAGGAGGUAGAAGAUGUUUAGAAAGAAGAAGAAAAAGCCCAUCAUCUCUGCCCCUACGAACUUUGAGCAUAGGUUUCACACAGGCUUUGAUAGACAUGAAGGAAAAUAUGUAGGCCUUCCACCACAAUGGACCAGUUUAAUCCAGGCUCAGCAAGAUAGGCCCAAGCCCAUCGUGGACCCGUCAACUAUAACACCAACUGAAAUGAUCAGCAUGAAAUCUCAUACCAUUGUUCGAGGAGUAAGCUCUUCUCAGGUUAGAAAUGUACCAGUUUCCAUUACACGAUCAAACUCAUUAAGAAAAGAAAGUCCACCUCAACCUCGACGAGACUACUUGAGUCGUCUCCCUCCUCCAGUUCCAGAGGAUGAAAUCCAACCACCUAUGCAACCCUAUGGAGUCCUUCCUCAUGGCCAUCAGGCACAUCAUGAUCAUAUCCACCCACACUGGCAUCCUCAACAUCACCCUAGCCAACUUCAAUGGGGACAUGGCCAUUCUGCUCAUUUUUAUCCAGAUAACCAGCAAGAUCACACAGAUGGAGGCCACUCUUACCCACAAAACUCACAAGAUAAUGCUACUUCUCAAGGUAGUGUGCCCUUCUUGGAAAGAACAGAUGGUGUGGGUUACAUUCCUCCUAGCGGUCAGGUAGCAAGAGAUCCAUCCUGGGAACAAGAAAGCUCUGCAACAAGUCUACCAGGGUAUACACCUAAAGCAGGACCCAGGAUAGGUAACCAAAGUCAUCCACAACCACAUCAGCAACAUCAACUAUCAAUGAACCCUAAUUAUCAAGCAGGUGGUCAUCAUGGAUCCACUUUUCCAUCACAUAUCUCCAAUGGUGCACCUAUGCCAAGUCAACUUGAGCCUCCUGUCAUAGACCGACAGUACAGAAAUUCUCACUCUUCAUCUGGUUCAACACAACAUUCUGGAAGCCAUAGUGGUUCUUACCCUUUUCAUGUAAAGAACAGCAAGUCACAGAACAAUUUACAACCACCCCAACAACAGCCAAAAGACAUACUUCCUCAGAAUGGACAGAAGGAUGAGGCAAAAGAUCUUCCUCCAAAACCAGUUGCCUCAUUAUCAGAAAACAAACUGUUGGGACCCAAGUCACCUGUUCCUAGCCAUGGACAUCAUCCAGAACAACAGAGAUUAUCCCAUGAACAGUUUCGAGCUGCUUUACAGAUGGUUGUAAGUCCAGGAGAUCCAAGAGAAAACUUGGAGAAGUUUAUCAAGAUAGGAGAAGGCUCAACUGGAAUUGUUUGUAUUGCUACAGAGAAAUCUAGUAACAGACAGGUGGCGGUAAAGAAGAUGGACCUCCGCAAACAGCAAAGAAGAGAACUCUUGUUCAAUGAGGUGGUGAUAAUGAGGGACUACCAUCAUCCCAACAUAGUAGAGAUGCAUGAUAGUUUCUUGGUGGGUGAUGAGCUCUGGGUUGUUAUGGAGUUUUUAGAAGGGGGAGCUCUGACAGAUAUUGUAACCCAUGCAAGAAUGGAUGAAGAACAGAUUGCAACAGUUUGUAAGCAAUGCUUGAAAGCACUAACCUUUCUUCACUCUCAAGGUGUUAUCCAUCGAGACAUCAAGAGUGAUUCUAUUUUACUUGCUAGUGAUGGAAGAGUAAAGCUAUCAGAUUUUGGUUUUUGUGCUCAAGUUUCCUCUGAUCUUCUCAAGAGGAAGUCUUUAGUUGGUACUCCAUACUGGAUGGCUCCAGAGGUUAUAUCUAGGUUGCCAUAUGGGCCUGAGGUAGACAUAUGGUCUUUGGGCAUCAUGGUGAUUGAGAUGGUUGAUGGAGAGCCGCCUUUUUUUAAUGAACCUCCUUUACAAGCUAUGAGAAGGAUACGUGAUAUGCCACCUCCAAAACUGAAAAACACUCACAAGGUGUCUCCAAGGUUGCAGGGGUUCCUGGAAAAAAUGCUCAUCAGAGACCCUUCUCAGAGAGCCACAGCUUAUGAAUUACUUCAGCAUCCAUUUCUGAGGCAGGCUGGACCUCCUAGUUUGCUUGUUCCCUUGAUGAGAAGCUUUCGCCACAGUCCUUGCUAAGGUUGUGCAAAUCUUGUAGGAUUUACUGAAUACAAGAAUCUAUUCACCUAACAUGUGUAGUCAGAAGGAAGGAAGGGGGAGAUGAGAGGUUAAGUGCUAAGACGGACUCAAUGUAGUGGUUAAUGAUGUGAUCAAAACAGGUUAUACCAUUCAUUUACCAGUAACUUUAUCACAAGAGGGUUUAAGAGAAAACUGACAAUCACGUAAGUUUUUAUUCAAAAAGUGGUAUAUAUAUGUGUGAUAAUUUUAAUCUGUUUGUCAAUGUAAUUGUAUUCUUGAGUUGUUAUCGAAAUUCUGUAAAAGGUACUCCCAAAUGUUAAGUUUCUGCUGUAUUUGAGCUAUUACACCCUUGUUAUUUUUCUAACUUGUCAGCCUAACUAAAUGUAAAUAACUUUAAUCUGUAGUAUAAAGCUUUAUUAUGUUACAACAGUUGAGAAACACAAAGCAUUGUGUGCAUGUUUUUAAUAUGCUAAGUGAAUUUGAAUGUUGUAUCACAAAAAAUCAAAAUAUACAAUAUUGGAUAUGUCCACUAGUGAGAUGAGAUGCAUCUACUUGAUUUGUUAUUUUAUUUUCUGCAAAGCAUCAUUUAUCAUGUCAUUUGUUUUUUCACUAAGACUUGAUUUUCUGUAAGUAGUGUUCAAUUUAUAAAGUAAUUUAGUUCAUGUAUGAGAGAAUUGUUUAUAUUGACAUAUUUUUUUUCUGGUAUUGUAGUUACAUGUAGCUGAGACUUAGUACAGCAUGCAUUAUAAGCUGCAUAUGUAAACUACAAAAGACAUCAGGUGGAUCUCAUUCACUGAUGUCAUGCAAGUAUAGAAAUCGUACACAACUCAAACUUAAGGAACUUCAUUUUCGAAGCUCUCCCUCAAAGUACACAACUUGUGUUUCAGUAGUUAAAAGUGAAAAUAUGCAACUCUGUAAUGAGGUAAAAUAAGAUUAUGGGGAGAACACUGUAACUUAUAAUAUUACUUUUUAAAUACUGUUAUUAUUUUUAUUUUUUGCAAUAAAGCUGAAUUUACCAAUGUAUAUACAUCCAGAUUCUUAGUUAUGUUUGUUGAAUAGCCCUCUACAAAUCCUAAAGUUAUACUCAAGUUCUUUGUAUUUUAAUAGUUAUCAGUACUACCUUUUUUACUAUAGUUUUAGAAAUUCAAACUUCAGUGAUUCAGUUCUAUGAAUCAUAUUACCUUAAUGUUUGAAUUCUUUUAUCCCAAGAUUCUCUUCAACCAUUUGAAUACUGAACAGUUUUAUUCUGUAAAUUGUGAUUGGAUUUAAUGAACCACAGUGUCACUACAUCAGUUUAGGUAGUACAGGUUUUUAUAUGCUUUAUGAUAUAUAAACAGUCUAAAUUAUUUAGAUGGACAUGCUCAUGUACUUUUAUAUUGUACAUGUGUAUAGAGUAAUAUAAUGAAGCAACAUUGUGAUUUAGAAGGAUACUGUUUCACAUGAGACACUACCUGUAGAAAUUAUCAAUAAUGAAUUAACCAA